Molecule: messenger RNA, 2680 nt
Organism: Globicephala melas (long-finned pilot whale)
Lineage: Eukaryota; Metazoa; Chordata; Mammalia; Artiodactyla; Delphinidae
Source: RefSeq, a predicted model, not a curated record
GGGACCUUUAAGUGCUACCUAGAAAAGUCCUCGACUCUAGCCCCAUCUGCUAGCAUCCCUAAACAUUUUAGGGUCGAAGAAAGGGGCAAGGUGGAGAGGUAGAGGAUCUGGAUCCUUGGCGUCCGUGUAAACAGACGCCACUUCCAUCCCCAGCUGCAGAGCUGCUCUGCCCAGCGGAUUCUGCAUCUCUUCGUGAUUAACGGACGGCCCUGUGGCCGGGGCAUUCGAACUUAGGUUGCUGUACGAUCCCAACUGCACACAGGGGACCUUGGGAGCUCCGUGGUUGUGGGACAGCUCCUAAGGGGUUGCACCAGUGUGUGAGAGUGUAUUCAGGCUGCGAAGUGGUUAACCCUGCCAGAAGGGAAGAGGUUCGGGCAGGACUUCGGUGGAGUAGCUCCCUCGGCCUAGAAGCCUGGGGAAGGAUGGGUGGAUGAGUGGGAGGAUCCCGGGUUGGGGGCGUGGUCUUGCGCUGGAGAGCUAAGUCCCGCGUGGCACUGAGCCAAUAGGAGUCGGCGCCGGCCCAGGGGGCGGGGACACACCCCAUGCAGGCUCCGCCCGUUUCAGCCCUUUUCUGGGGACCCGACGGCGCGGACCCAGUCUAACUGCUUCAGCACUUGCUCUGGUUUUGCAGCAGCUCCCUCCCUUUUAUCAGAACCCGUUCUCCUAACCCAGCCCAGGGAAAGGAAGGAAAUCCGAGGAAGACCUGAAGAGCCCAUCUGGGCUCUGGUUAAAACUCAGGUCUGGCUCCAGCAUCAUCCAGACGCCAGGGAAGUCCUUCCUGCCCUCUGAAAUGGCCCCAUCCAAAGAUGGACGAGGCCCCUGGGUGAUGGUUUGAAUCCUCUCCUUCUCUUUCCAAGCUCCAGGCUAGGGAUGUAGCCUGAGACUGGGCCCAUUCUAGGCUUUAUAUAAACUUCUCCGGACUACCUAGCUCGGGGCUGCUUCAAGGAGGCUCAGAAAGACCAGAUGCCAGGCAAACCUUAGGGUGAAGAUUUGACCGAUUUCCUCUCUGGGGUUAGUUUGGGGCCAACACCGAACCCCCGUAUUAACCCUUAGAAGUGCAUGCUGCAGACCGAAGAGAACCCUUCUCAGCUUCAGAAUCCCCACCCAUCUAGGAUGUGGGAGUUCCUGACGCCUGGAUUUGUCCCCGCCUUCCCCACACUCCACAGCAAACCUCAGUGUCCCACUCCGCGCAGUGGACCCACGUCUCCUGCGCCUGCGCAGCCUAGAGACCAACAUCGUCUAAGGCUGCAAGGAGCUAAAAAUCGCUCCCGCCCACCCACAAGCUGGGCUGGACUUGAGGAUCGCGGAGUGGGGGUGGGGGGGUAGUGUUGUAGUGGAGCGGGGUGGAAUGAAGAGUGAGGAGGGAGGCUGUCUAGAUGCCUGUCCAAUUAGGGCAGUAGGAAGAAUCCUGGUGGCCGAGCAGCAUGUUCGUGUUGCCAUCUCGCUGAGUCUGUUCCUCGCACUUCUCUGUCCAAGGCCGGGAAACCGCUCUUGACGCGCCUUCUCCCGCCGGCUGCCGCGGGAGCUCUCCGUGGUGCUGAUUUCUAGCGCUCCAGUCCGUAGUGCUGAAAUAUGAGCUCAGGUUGGGGGCGGAGCUGUUUCCUGGAUUUGACCCUGAGGUGUCUCAGCAGUGCCCUAGACUCCAGUCCGGCUAACAGGACAGUGCCACCCUGAGCUACCAGAAAGGGACAGCUGAACCUCACCCUGUAUCCCAGCUGACUCUUAUCUCAGGUGGACAUGGUCUGCAGGGGUUGCACUCGACCCAGGGGCCUGGCCUGGGCCCUGCAACUGACCCUGGCAUGGAUCCUGCUGGGGGCUUGUGGAGGGAGCCACCCACUCCCAGCUAGAUCCCAGAGACACCAUAGGCUGGUGACCAAUUUGGGCACAAGCCAGCUACACCUGGCAGAGAUGAACACACCAGAGGCAUCGGACCCUGGGAUCGUCUCAGGGAGCUGUGGGGAGCUGAGCCCCGGGUGUGAAUCCUUCCUGGGAAACCUCCAGGUUGCCCUCCGCAGUCGUUUCCACCUGCUGCUAUUGGGGGUACGCCAGACACAGCCUCUCUGCUCGGAGCUCUGCGAUGCCUGGUUUGCCACCUGCGAAAGUGAUAUCAUCUGCAGCCCGACUUGGCUCCCACUCCUAGAAAAGAGGGGCUGCGAGCCUGGCUGCACCACCUAUGGGCAGGGUAGCUGGACUCCACCAACUCGGACCCAAACUUCACCCCUUCCCGCCAGACUUUUGCUGACGGAGCGGAACUUUGCCGCUCGUUUCUGGGCUACGCGGUACCAGUGGCGGAUCCUGGCUCUGGUCACUGCCUCAACAUUUCCACCUCGGUGCUGCCGCGUCCCAGACACGCACGGAGGGCCCGGGAAACCACUUUCCGGCGCUCCCGACGCCCUCGCACCUGGAUCCUGGACGCUGCAAGCAGCGGAAGUGGCAGUGGAAGUGGCAGCGGCCCCUAGGGGGCGCCUGGCCUUGAAUGGAAGAUGCACCCCCUCUCCCCACCUCCGGCCCCGCCGCUCAAGACACCCAGAGUCCCACCCCUGUCCCUCUCUGCAUUCUAGUUUCCAGAGUCCCAUCCUUCCUCUCUGGGGCCCCAGAGACUCGCGCCUCUUCAGAUUAUUUGAGAAAUAACCCAAUUGUAGUUCAUUGUUUUCCUCACCCCCCUGAAUAAAGUCGCCAG